AGAGAGAGAGAGAGAGAGAGAGAGAGAGAGAGAGAGAGAGAGAGAGAGAGAGAGUAGAUGGAUAAGGGAUGUCUGGGCAUUGCGCUCUAUAACAUGGACACUUUCGGUCAGAUAAACAUUCAUAAACAUUCAACCAAUCAAGAAGUCAGACAUGGGUGACAGCAGGGAUAAUACAAAAAAUUAUAUCCUUUACCGUAAGGAUGCAUUCGCAAAACAUAGAACCUAAAAUUACCUCUAGUGAUCUGCAAUUUAAAAUGUGUUGGCCAAACGUGAGGAUGUCAUGAUGCAAAUACAAUACAAUCCAAACCUGGGACACCCCUUGUGAUGGUAAUGGUGGAGGUAAUCAAACAACUGUCAAAGAUUUCCGCAUUGGUUAAACAGUGUUGUGUUCACAUUGGUCUGUGCUUAACACAGCAGAUACACACGCACACACACACGCACACACGCGCACACACGCACGCACACACACACACACACACACACACACACACACACACACACACACACACACACACACACACACACACACACACACACACACACAGACACGCAUGCCUCUGAGGUACAAGCUCAUCACUCAUUAGUAACUGAUCUUCUGUUUAGUUUUAAUAGUUGAGUUUAAAAUAAUUUUAGAUGAAAGUUUUAACAAAUACUUCACAGUACAAUUGUUAACGAAUAAACAAAUAUAAACGUAACAAAAACAAAAAAAAGUUUUGGUGUACUGAAAAAAACUAAGAAUACGCUAAUCAGCGACCACGUACACACGGCGUCACGUUGUUCAGGCCGCGCGCUUCCUGUAUUGGUUAAUUGGAAUCGCCAUUCUCACAGUUCAGGUUUGUUCAGGUAGUCGAUCAGGGCUCGUGAUCCGACGAGCUGCUCGAAUCACGCAUUAGCUGCUCCCGACAGAGAAUGAUAGACGGAUAUAGAGUUACAGGCGGAGGUUACAGCGAACAUGACGGCCAUCUGUGGCUCCACUUCGCUCAUCGGUACCUGUGCCCUCUCGUGUUUUGUCUUCUUAAUGUGUUCCACGUUCACCGGAGUCGUAGCCGAGCCACGAAUGACCUCUCCCCUGCCUCAGCCCACGUCGAAGCAGAGAAGUUUUCGGAACCAGAGCCAGAAUAGUGACGCCAGACACAAAAGUUCGUACCACCGCCCGCUGACCCCCGAGCAGAAGGCGGACCAGAACCUGCAGUUCAUGCUGAGUCUGUACCGGAGCGCGGCCGAACCGGACGGCAGGCUCAAGCAGUACCGGAGGUUCGGCUCCAACACGGUUCGCAUGCUGAAGCCGUCGGUCCUUUCUCAGCACCACCUGACUACCUCGAAAGAACACCACUACACCUUCACAGUAGAGUACAGCCUGGACUCCCUCCCACUGGAGCAGCUCAUCCGAGCCUCCUUCCUCCACUUCCGCUCUUCCUCCUCCUCCGGGGCCCACGGGGCCUCUCCCCUGCCCCCGUGCAUGGCCCGGGUUGCCUCCCUGGGUGUGACGCACCACGGCAGCCGCCCUCCUCCAGGGGAGAGUGUCCCCCUCCAGCUCCAUCACCAGUGGACCGAGACGGACGUCACGGCUCACGUCAGCCGGCACAUCCUCCAGAGAACCAGCCAGACCAGCCUGACCCUCGUGGCCCAGUAUCGGUGCAUCGAUCCUGGCUACGCCGACGGAGCAGGGGACUACUACUCCUGGCGGAGCGAGGAGGCCUCCCCGUCGUGGAGGAGGAUGAUGUUGAAGCAGGGGUGGAGGAUGCGGCGGCGGAGGAGGUGGGGCCGCCCAACAGGGGGCGUGGCCGGCUACCACCUGGAGGCUCCGUCGCUCCUGCUGUACCUGGAGGAGCGGCGGGAGAGCCAGGACUGGAUGAAGGAGCUGCUGGCGGGUGAGGGCGAGAGCGUGGCCCGGCUGUGGAGCCCGCUGAGCUACGCCUCCCACCACCGCCAGCGGGCUCGCCGCAGCAUCGAGGAGCCUUCGGAAGAGUCCCUGCUGGGCGCCAGAGCCUUCUCCCCCGAGGCCCUCAAAGACGCCGUCGCCGUCGCCGCCUCCUCGCCGUCCAACGCCUCGUCCCAGUGGGCGGGCGACACCUACGAGGCGGUGCCGGGCAGGCCCGGGUACCGGCGCAAGACGAGCCUGCCUCGCAACCCCUGCCGGCUGCACUCGCUGCGGCUGUCCUUCGAGGCGCUGGGCCUGGGCCAGUACUUCAUCGCGCCGCCCGUGUACAACCCGCGCUACUGCCAGGGCGAGUGCCCGCGCGUGCUGCACUACGGCUACCACUCGCCCAACCACGCCAUCAUCCAGAACGUGAUGCGGGAGCUGGGCGUGAGCGAGGACGUGCCGGCGCCGUCCUGCGUGCCCUACAAGUACAUGCCGAUGAGCGUGCUGGUGCGGAACAAGAAGCGCGUGGAGUACCGCGAGCUGGAGGACAUGAUCGCCGAGUCGUGCACGUGUCGCUAGCCGGGGGGGG
This is a messenger RNA of Gadus morhua (Atlantic cod), 2453 nucleotides long. It is a transcript of the gene bmp15, whose product is annotated as bone morphogenetic protein 15. Gene Ontology annotation, cellular component: extracellular region. The record is from RefSeq and is a predicted model, not a curated record. The coding region runs from base 953 to 2443 and encodes 496 amino acids. NCBI's taxonomy places the organism in Eukaryota, Metazoa, Chordata, Actinopteri, Gadiformes, Gadidae. The transcript has 2 exons. Gene Ontology annotation, molecular function: growth factor activity; cytokine activity.